AUGUUUGAUAAAUUAGCCGUAUUUAUUUAUAUUCUUUGCAGUUUUGCAGUUUGUAAACUAGAUUCCCAAGGUUUUACAGUAGUAAUUGAAGGUAAGGGGAAGCUUGUUGAAAAUGAUUUAUCAAACUAUAACUUUGAAUCAGAUAAGGGAGUUUUAAAAUAUCAAAUUAAUAAUAAUGAGAAGUGUGUAAUAGUUAAAUACCAAAAUAGGUCAUUUUGGGAAUUCGAAGAUCAAUAUCCCAGAGCGGUAAUUUUGUCAGAUAAUGGAGUUAAAAUUGAAUGUAAUGAAAAUCAUUACUAUCAGUACAUAUAUUCUAAUGAUAAUCUCAAAUUAAGUGCACACAAAAAACCUAUUGAAAAGUCAGAAGAGCCCAGUGAAAUUGGGGUGGAAUGUGGAGACUAUGAAGUGUUUGCAUACUAUAAAGAAGGAGAACCGUUGAAGACUAUUUAUUAUUUUAAGUCCAAUUGCGAACAGAUUUUGUAUAAUCAAAACACAUUAUGGAAAUCAGACGGGUCAGAGUACCCAAAUUCAAUGAAUUAUAAAGAAAAUAAAAUCGUUUUGACCUUUAACGAUAACUUAAUUGUAUAUGAGAAAGAAGGAAAUAAUUGGAACUCUUCCAACGCAACCUUGUCUGAUAUAGAUACCAAAUCACUUAGAGGUUCGGGUGAUGUAUCAAAUUAUGAAGAGUACUCAAACAAAAAAGAAAAAUUAUUAAGGCAUGAAGCAAUUACAGACGAACUUGGACUUGCACUUGCACUAGUUUUAAUAAUAGCAAUUAUUUCAAUGGUCAUUGUAAUGUUGAUUCUUUUAUUGGCCUUCGGAUUUACAUAUUUAUCAAAUAAAAAGGCCAAAAAAAUGGCAAAUUUAAUGCCUGUUCAUGAAGUAAUGACAGUUCACUAA
Molecule: messenger RNA, 900 nt
Organism: Theileria parva strain Muguga
Lineage: Eukaryota; Apicomplexa; Aconoidasida; Piroplasmida; Theileriidae
Product: putative integral membrane protein
Exons: 1
Coding region: 1-900 (299 amino acids)
Source: RefSeq, a predicted model, not a curated record